AAUUCUCAGCACUGCACUAUCCCCUCCUUAUCCUAUCUUUCUAUCUUCUCUGCUCUCUUCUUGAGAGGACAAUGGCGGCAACGGCUCUCUCAACUCUCUCUCUUCUCUCCCCCUCAUCAUCUUCUGCAUCUCCUCAGCUCUCCCUCAAACCCCAACAACCCUCCAUCCGCUUCCUCUCCAAACCCCUCCCCUCCCUCCGCCGCGCCUCCCGCCUCCGCCCUCUCGCCGCCGUCGAGGCCCCCGAGAAGAUCGAGAAGCUCGGCGAGGACAUCUCCAAUCUGACCCUCGCAGAGGCCCGCGUCCUCGUCGACCUCCUCCAGGACAAGCUCGGGGUCUCCGCCGCCGCCUUCGCCCCCGCCGCCGCCGUGGUCGCCGCCCCGGCUGGCGGGGACGGGGGAGCUGCCGCGGCAGUGGAGGAGAAGACGGAGUUCGACGUGGUGAUCGAGGACGUCCCGAGCAACGCGAGGAUCGCGGUGAUCAAGGCGGUGAGGGCGCUCACGAGCCUGGCGUUGAAGGAGGCCAAGGAGCUGAUCGAGGGCCUGCCGAAGAAGUUCAAGGAAGGGGUGUCGAAGGACGAGGCAGAGGACGCGAAGAAGCAGCUCGAGGAGGCCGGCGCCAAGGUCUCCAUUGCUUAAUACGCGACCAACCAAGCAAAUGGUACGAUAAAAAAUGUAGCCGAAUUACAUCGAAAUCUCGAUUUCAUUGAUAGCUUUCCCGUAGUUUGAAUAGACCCGAAUGCUCGAAUCUUACUAUGAUUAAGCUCGAAGAUGAUUACAAUGUGUUGGAGGCGAUUCGGGUUGGUUGUUGGAGCCCAGAGAGCUGAUGAAGUUGGUCGGAGAGUAUAGCUCGUAUUAGAUAUAUGUUUUGAUGUAUUAAUGUUUCUCCUUUCCUGUGAAGUAUUAUGAGAAAAUGUUAUCGUGGAGUCAAAUGUUGUUACUGCCUGAGCCAUCAGUUGAUCGAAUUGUUGUCGAAGAAACUGGAUAUAUGCAUUUUGCUGUUUGAUGGAAUGCCCAAGUGAGUAUUGUUUUCGAAAA
Molecule: messenger RNA, 1034 nt
Organism: Punica granatum (pomegranate)
Lineage: Eukaryota; Viridiplantae; Streptophyta; Magnoliopsida; Myrtales; Lythraceae
Source: RefSeq, a predicted model, not a curated record